UGGGCAUCACUUAAACCCAGCAUUCCUCUUUUCCCGCUCGUCUCUCACCCUCUUUCUUUCCUCUACUAUUUCCCGCCUCACGCCGGUCGCACUGCGUAGCUGCCUCGGCCAGGGACAUCUGUCUUCACGAUUCCCGCGCUCCAUAUGCACUCGCUCAUUCGCUGCCGCUAGAUCUUUUGGACCCGCGCCGGACAAUACUCAAUACAACCGUUCUGUUUUUUAUUACCCGCGACCUCAGCGCGCGCGUAUCGCAAGCAGAAUGUCUUCCUCCGACGAUGAUACGCCUCUCGUGAGAGCUAAGGACGGAGCAAAGUCUAACGAGCGCAUCUCUAAAGACGUCGACAAAGCCAUGGACGCCCAGGUCCCCUCAAAUGGCCACAUCGAGCCAGGCAUCUCUAUUCGUAUGGGGCCUGUUGACGACAUGGACGUGGAUGCGCCAGCCACCAACGGCAAUGCCAACGGAAAGCGUAAAGCGCGGAAUAGCAUAACAAAUGGCAAAUCAUACAAGGACGCAAGCAGUUCUGAGGACGAUGACAAGCCACUGAGUAAGCGGCGGCGGACAUCUCAGCAGGCAAAGCUGGCCAAGGAUGACUCCGAGUCGGAACUCAGCGACGUGCCUCUCAAGGCCAGGGCUCUUCCGAAAGCUACCGCUGAACAGAUUGGGGAAUCAUCGGAUUCCGAUACACCAUUAAACACGAAGCUAGUGAAGAAGAAGGAAUCGAUUGAGAAGGCCGCCGCAAAGGAGGCCAAGGCCAUCCGUAGCAAGGAAAAGACGGUAGCCAAGCGCAAGCCGAAGAUCGAGAGCGAUAGCGACGACGAUGUGCCUCUCGCGAAGAAGAAGAUACCAGCGAAGAAGGCAAACGGUGUCAAGAAGCAGGAAUCCGACUCUGACGCGCCCCUGGCGAAGAAGCCCGCCGCAAAGAAGGCCAAAGCAAAGCCAGCAGCGGCGACGCCGGCGAAGAAGGGUAAAGCAAAGAAAGAGGAGACUGAGCAAGACCAGGAAGCCGAGGAUGAGGAAGACGAGUACCGUUGGUGGGAGAACACCGCCAAAGGCGAUGGCACGAAGAAGUGGGACACUUUGGAACACAGCGGUGUCGUCUUCCCGCCCGAGUAUGAACCUCUACCAAAGAACGUCAAGUUGAUCUACGACGGUGUACCUGUCACCCUACACAAGGAUGCCGAAGAAGUCGCGACCUUUUACGGAAGCAUGCUGAACUCCACUCACAAUGUUGAGAACCCCACCUUCAACAAGAACUUUUUCGAAGAUUUCACUGCCCUUCUCGACAAAACGGGACACGGCAAGGACAAGGACGGCAACACUGUCAAGAUCAAGAAGUUUGAGAAGUGUGACUUCAAGCCCAUAUUCGAGUGGUUCGACAGCGAGCGUGCUAAGAAGAAGGCUCUCCCAGCGGCCGAGAAGAAAGUGCUGAAAGCUGAAAAGGAGGCUGCAGAGGCUCGUUACAUGUUCUGUAUGUGGGAUGGUCGCAAGCAAAAGGUCGGUAACUUCCGCGUUGAACCUCCAGGUCUUUUCCGUGGCCGUGGUGAGCACCCAAAGACUGGCCGUGUGAAGAAGCGGGUUCUGCCUGAACAGAUUACCAUCAACAUCGGCGAAAAGGCCAAAGUUCCAGAAGCACCAGCCGGCCAUCGUUGGAAGGAGAUCAAGCACGACCACGAAGGCACUUGGCUCGCUAUGUGGCAAGAAAAUAUAAACGGCGCGUACAAGUAUGUCAUGCUCGCUGCCAACUCCGACAUCAAGGGCCAGAGUGAUUUCAAAAAGUUUGAGAAGGCGCGCGAACUCAAGAAGCACAUCGAUGGCAUUCGACAGGACUACAGGAGGGAACUCAAGUCAGAGAAGAUGGUUGAUCGCCAGCGCGCAACCGCGAUAUACCUCAUCGAUCAGUUCGCGCUCCGUGCUGGUAACGAGAAAGGCGAGGAUGAAGCAGACACAGUCGGUUGCUGUUCUCUCAAGUUCCAGCACGUCACUUUGAGGCCCCCGGAGACGGUCAUCUUCGACUUCUUGGGUAAAGACAGCAUUCGCUUCUACGAUGAGGUCAAGGUAGACCCGCAAGUAUUCAAGAACCUGAAGAUCUUCAAGAAGGCACCGAAGACGACUGGUGAUGACAUCUUUGAUCGUCUAACUACUUCUGCCUUGAACAAGCACUUGACAAGCUACAUGCCUGGCCUCACCGCCAAGGUCUUCCGUACCUACAACGCUUCCUACACAAUGGCCAGGCUUCUCAAGGAGAUGAAGGCGACCGGUAGCAUUCAAGAGAAGGUCAAGGCUUAUAACGAUGCCAACCGUGAAGUCGCUAUUCUCUGUAACCACAAGCGUACUGUUGCUGCUACUCACGCUACCUCAAUUGAGAAGAUGAACGAAAGGAUCAAUGGUCUUCGUUAUCAAGUAUGGAGGACCAAGAUGAUGAUGAUCGACUUGGACCCCAAGAUCAAGAAGAAGAAGGGUCCCGAGUACUUUGAGCGGCCCGAGGACCUAGACAUGGACUGGAUGAAGCAACAUCAGGAGGCGGAAGUGGAAGAGAUGCGCCAGAAGAUCACCAAGAAAUUCGAGAAGGACAAUGAGAAGCUGAAAGCCGAUGGCGAGAAGGAGAUGAAGCCAAAGGAGCUUGACGAGCGCCUCGAGAAGGCUGACGAGCUCGCCGCCAAGUACAAGAAGGAGAAUAAGACGGGCAAAGUCGAAGCUGAGGGCAAGGGCCCCACUGUCGACAAGCUGGAGGGCAACGUCGACAAGAUCAACCAGCGCAUUGAGAACAUGAAGAUCCAGAUGGAGGAUAAGGAAGGCAACAAGGAGGUUGCCUUGGGCACUUCCAAGAUCAACUACAUCGACCCUCGUCUCACGGUGGUGUUCUCCAAGAAGUUCGAUGUCCCGAUCGAGAGGUUCUUCUCCAAGACACUACGAGAGAAGUUUGACUGGGCUAUCAAGUCUGUAGAUGAAAAGUGGGAUUUCUAGAGAGAAAUGUGGUCUUCGGACAUGUUCGUACGGUUGCAUUAGGCAAGGAGCGGAGGCAUAGAGGCGUGGGUGGAUGAUGUCAUGCCCAAAAGCACGGCAAUUUUGUACAACUUCUGUAUGCGAGAUAGGCAGCACAAUCAGUAGGGUCGGCGAUCAUUUCUCUGCAGGAUUUACACAUAGCUUUAGCUGUAGUCGAUCUAUUCUUCCAUCUAAGAGUAGCUUCUACUUCAAUACGAUAGACUCGCGACUAG
Molecule: messenger RNA, 3216 nt
Organism: Cucurbitaria berberidis CBS 394.84
Lineage: Eukaryota; Fungi; Ascomycota; Dothideomycetes; Pleosporales; Cucurbitariaceae
Exons: 6
Coding region: 260-2965 (901 amino acids)
Biological process (GO): DNA replication; DNA topological change; chromosome segregation
Cellular component (GO): nucleolus; chromosome
Molecular function (GO): DNA binding; DNA topoisomerase type I (single strand cut, ATP-independent) activity
Source: RefSeq, a predicted model, not a curated record